Messenger RNA from Sclerotinia trifoliorum, 1531 nucleotides. The record is from the annotation of a GenBank genome assembly. Lineage: Eukaryota; Fungi; Ascomycota; Leotiomycetes; Helotiales; Sclerotiniaceae.
ACUUCCUCUGAUUUAAUUUAGCCUGAAUGGAAAUUGCCCCUCCAUGCUCCACUCAAAUGACAGAACCAGAGCCCCUCCUCGUGCGGCGGAUUUUCUUUGGAUUACACAUACGAACAGGCUAAGCUUCUCCAUAUGGGUUAGAUUUAUCCGAGUGUAGAGUAUUUUGUGGAAAUUUCUUAAAGUUUUCGUCAUCCUGCGCAUGGCUUGCGGCCAAGUAGGAGUAAAGGUAUAAGUAUUCAUUUCCCCCACGUAGUCCAGUGCUUCUUUCUUGCUGUCCCUUCAAUCUUCCCUUCAAGAACAUUCAGCGAAUCCAUAAACCGUAAAAAUGUCUGCAAACGUUACCUCGUAAGUUCUUCCUUUAUCGACUCUCUGAUAUGAAUUCACGUCAAAGCAGAAGUCUGCGAAGACUAGCAACCGUCACAUCCCAUUUCAAGCCAACUCGUACCAUGAGCUCACACACUACCUCGUUAUCCAGAAAGACCUACACACUCAACACUGGUGAUAAGAUUCCAGCUGUUGGUCUCGGCACAUGGCAAUCCCCACCUGGUGAAGUUGAAAAGGCAGUAGAGAUUGCUCUUCGCAGAGGUUACAGACACAUUGACACAGCUGUAAGUUGAAGAUUGCAUUAUGGCGUCAAAUUAAAUUCUGAUCGAUCAUUAGCUCGCAUACGGAAACGAGUCAGAAGUUGGUCAAGGUAUCAAAGCCUCCGGUGUACCAAGAAAGGAGAUCUGGUUGACUACCAAACUCGACAACCCAUGGCACAAGAGAGUCACGGAGGGAAUUGAUUCUUCCUUAAAGUCUUUGGGUACCGAUUACGUCGACUUAUACCUUAUGCAUUGGCCAUCAUCGACCGACCCAGAUGACUUGAAGAAGCAUUACCCAGAUUGGGACUUCAUUAAGACAUGGCACGAGUUGCAAAAGCUCCCUGCCACUGGCAAAGUAAAGAACAUUGGUGUCUCCAACUUCGGCAUUAAGAACUUGGAGAAGCUUCUCAAUGACCCAGGAACCACAGUAUGCCCAAAUCCAGCUCCCGCCAAUGCUUACCUCCAUUCUAAUUAUUCUCUAGAUUGUUCCCGCCGUCAACCAAAUCGAGCUCCACCCAAACAACCCUUCCCCAAAGCUCGUUGCAUACAACACAUCCAAGGGUAUCCACAGCACCGGUUACUCUUGUCUCGGUAGCACAAACUCUCCUCUGUACAAGGACAAGACCCUAUUGUCAAUGGCGGAGGCUAAGGGUAAGACCCCACAACAAGUACUACUUGCCUGGGGUAUUCAAAAAGGAUGGUCUGUUAUUCCAAAGUCCGUCAACAAGGAGCGUGUUGAGAAGAACUUUGAGCUUGAUGGUUGGGAAUUGACUAGUGAGGAAAUUGAAAAGUUGGACAACCUGCCAGAUAGAUUCAAGGUCUGCGGUGAUGAUUGGUUACCUAUCAAGGUUUUCUUCGGAGAUGAUGAGUAGAGGAUUUAGUUGUUUAUAAUUUAAAGAUACCAUGAAGUAAUUGAAUGUCAAGCUUCACAUGACCAUUUUUGUUGU